Molecule: messenger RNA, 1164 nt
Organism: Dendronephthya gigantea
Lineage: Eukaryota; Metazoa; Cnidaria; Anthozoa; Malacalcyonacea; Nephtheidae
Exons: 6
Coding region: 337-1164 (275 amino acids)
Source: RefSeq, a predicted model, not a curated record
UCAAUAAAAAGGCAGCUGAUUCUGAAUAAUCUAUUCUCAUUUCUCAUUUGAAGAAAUAACACAAAUGUGAACUUAAGAUUGCCUGGUUGAAAAACACGAGUAUGUAGCACCGUGAUUGUCGUUUUUAUCUAUUUUGGCCUUUUGCCAGUGCUAGACCAUCGCAUCAUUUGUCGAAAGCUUUUGUUCUUUAUUUGAACUAAUCCUUUUCGAAGAAUUUUAAAUUAAAUAGUAAAUUCGUUGGGAAAAAUAGCACCGUGCGCUUACAACUUUUAUUGAGCACCAUUGCGCAAUAUCAAUAUUUGAUAAUGACGUCACUUCCUCCCAGGAGUCAGACGAAUGUCAAAAUUUGUCAUCAAUGUAAACCUUUGUAACCUUUACGAAAUAUUUUUACACAAUUUUGCAAUGACGUUUUUAAAAUAUCUUUUUUUUACUUGCACGUCGUUCGUUUUGUGUAUUGGCUAUGGGAAUGGACAAAGAUACAGCUAUGAGGCGCCAAAUAUAGCAAGCAAUACUCGGAAGGAGCUGGAAGUGGCUGGACCUAUCAUUGAAAACGCCGUUCACCUUGCCUUAAAUCACGUCCAUAGUUCGUAUAAGAAUACUUCAGGACAUCAUGGCAUAUUGAAAAACUUGACGAGGUUUUUCGAAAUUAUAUAUCCUUAUUUUGAUGCAUCUGGAAAGCUUCCAGCUGGUCUCUCUCGUGGCAAUGUGAAUUGGCUGGGUUCGUUUGACAUCUGCGAGGAUAUACCAGCUCGUUACUGUUUGUUCAGUUUUAACAUUUCAUCACAAAAUCAGACACUUACGAUAAGGUUGGCUGCAUGCUUACCACCUUCAUCACCUCACAAUGGAACCAAUAAAACAGUUGAUCUCCAUGAAGUGUUUGGAAAUAUGAUAGCAGAAAAUGCAAACAGGAAUCAGAGAGGAGUCAAUAUUACCUUCACCGGUUCUGCAUGCCCCGUAAGACCAAAAUACACUACAGACGUUAUCGUUACGAUAGCUUUUUGCGGUUUUCUGUUAUUUCUCUGCGUCCUUGGCACGAUCGUAGAUGUGUUUGAAUGGAAUUCAUUCGGUACUAGUCCAAAAUCAGAGCAUUACAUCAGAGCAUUCAGCUUUUUGCGGUUUUCUGUUAUUUCUCUGCGUCCUUGGCACGAUCGUAGAUGUGUUUGA